CCAGUUCAGUCUCCUCCCUAGCACGUCCUCUCCGCGUCGUCCCCGCCCGGUGCGGGAUAAAACAAGUCUGGAGGCUCAAGGCACCAGCUUCCGGAAGUUCAGAGGUUGCAGGGCCGAACCAUGGGGAAGAAACGCGACGCCAUCCUGGAGGCACUGGAGAACCUGACCACGGAUGAGCUCAAGAAGUUCAAGCUGAAACUGGGGUCGGUGCGGCUGCGCGAGGGCUGUCGGAACAUCCCGCGGGGGGCGCUAGGGCCGCUCGAUGCGGUGGACCUCACUGACAAGCUGGUGGUAUUCUACUGCGAGGACUAUGCUGCAGAACUCACCGCAGACAUACUGCUGGACAUGGGCAUGCAGGAAGAAGCGACCAGGCUUCAGGGUGUUGCGUGAGUUCCCAGCGCUGGGGAUUCCAUUCAUGCAAUAAAAGAUGGGCGAGUUUGGGAGUUCUGAAGUCAUCAGCAGAGGAGACUGGGGGAUAAGAAGAGGAGCAACAAAAUGCUGAUGAAGCCCCCACCCCACCCCAGCCCACGCAUACACAACAGUCAUACACAUGGCAGCUUCAACUCAGCAGGGAUCAAUCCAGGAUCCCUCUGUGCCUCCAGACUCCCUCCCCUGUCCCUGCACCUGUUUAUAACCCAAUAAAUACUUCAAGACCUUCCUGGACCCUUUGGACAUAAACCCGCCAAUAGCUACAUGUAUGUGAUUUGUCAUUUGUAUAAUAUGUACAAGCGAAUGUGUGCCAGCAUUUCCAU
Sciurus carolinensis (gray squirrel) is the source of this 752-nucleotide messenger RNA. It is a transcript of the gene Pydc1, whose product is annotated as pyrin domain containing 1. The transcript has 3 exons. Bases 121 to 390 code for a protein of 89 amino acids. NCBI's taxonomy places the organism in Eukaryota, Metazoa, Chordata, Mammalia, Rodentia, Sciuridae. The record is from RefSeq and is a predicted model, not a curated record.